CUCGUUUAUAUGCAUAUACGCGGCUGAUUUUACUAAAGAAAAUCCCCAAAAACUUAGUUAAACUUUCAACCACAUCUAUGACAGUGUCAUGUGUGUCACUAUCAACGGGAUUUAAGGAAUGGUCUUUGUUCUCUUCAAUAAAUUGCUAGGCCGACCUCUGUCGAGCGACAUUGAGGAGGAUUGAAAGACAGUUUCAGGCGGCUAAGUGAUUGUGCAACAUUGAACAGACUAUAAGGUGGUCAGAAUCAUGGGUCUAUCUAUUAACUCUUACUCUUUCUUUAUUGCUAUCUUAGGUCUAUAUAUGGCUUUUUAUCAAAGCGACUACAGUUUUAUUGUGAGCCUUGAUUUUGGCAACAGCUUUUCAGGGACUUGUUGUGCUAUAACACCUAGACUUUCAUCGAAACAAUCGAGAGCAUCAGAAUACCCAGAAUUUCUCCAUGUUAACAAUUGGCCAGAACAAUAUGAAUUUCAACGUAAAACACCAUCCAUCAUUGCGUACGACCGAAAUUUACACCUUCUGCAUUGGGGAAUGACAGCAUUCAACUUAAGAAAAAACGGUCAAUUGAAGGAUGAUCAGCGAAUUGUAGAAAAAUUCAAAUUUGGUCUUCCAACAUCUAUUGCUCAAAAAGGAGCUUUUCGUCCGGCUGGUAAUACAAGCAUAAAUCAGCUUAUAAAUAUGAGAGCUGCAAUUGAUUUUUUCAGAGAAAUUAUGGAUCACACUGUUGCCAACCUUUUAAACGACGAAAAAGAAAAUAUUCGCUUUGUAAUCACUGUCCCAGAACAGUGGAAUGAUGCUCAAAAGUCGCUAAUGCGCUUUGUCGCUAUUGAAGCAGGAUUGAUUUCGGAGGACGAUUUUGAACAGCGGCUACUGAUUAUUAACGAGUCUUUGGCUGCAUUGUUAUAUUGUGAACGAAACACAAACAUUGAUGGCAAAAAAUAUAAUGAUAAAAAAAAUGAAUUUAUGUUGAAGAACGAUAAAUAUAUGAUUUGUGAUGCUGGCGGUGCCACUGUCAGUAUUGCUGUUUUCGAAGCAGCCCAGCAUAACAAUGAUAAUUUUCGCAGAUGUCAACUUACUGCAGGAAUCGAAUAUAAUUGCGGAUCAGCUUUUUUGGAUUUGAAAAUGAAGGAGGCUCUUUUAAAUAUUUGUUUUGGCGCAGAUAAAGAAGCUUGGAAGGAUAACAAUUCAAAGAAAGAAGCACUCGAGUUAUUGAUAACACCUUUGGUAGAACAGUUUCGCUUGAGCAAGGUAUUAAAAUCAUAAUAUAUACUUGGCAUUUGUUAAUCUUUAUGAUAGACAAAUUUUGGAAAAGCAAAAAAAGACUUUAUACCCGAUUGCUGUUACGAAAUUCAAGAAAUUUCGUGGAACUUGACAAUUUUGGAGAUGACACUUUUUUUGUUAUUACACAAGGUAAAAUUUUGGAUCAAUUGAAAUUACAAAAAGUGCUCGUCGACGGUGUGAAAGUUGAAGUUGAUGAUACUCAAUGCACAAUCAGACUUUCUUACAAAUUCAUGCGUGAAAAUGUUUUCAACCAAAUUGUUAAAGACACUC
Molecule: messenger RNA, 1549 nt
Organism: Mucor mucedo
Lineage: Eukaryota; Fungi; Mucoromycota; Mucoromycetes; Mucorales; Mucoraceae
Exons: 5
Coding region: 248-1261 (337 amino acids)
Source: RefSeq, a predicted model, not a curated record